This is a messenger RNA of Lactuca saligna, 360 nucleotides long. The record is from the annotation of a GenBank genome assembly. Lineage: Eukaryota; Viridiplantae; Streptophyta; Magnoliopsida; Asterales; Asteraceae.
AUGGUGGCUGCUUCCGCCUCCUUCAGGUGGAUACUGCAACUGCAUAAAGAUGUUCCAAAAGCUGCAAAAUUUUACAAAGAAGGCCUUGAUUUCACCAUAAAUGUGUGUACUCUCCGGUGGGCUGAACUUGAAUCCGGCCCUCUCAAGCUCGCUCUCAUGCAUUCUUCCAGUGAGAUUGAGGUUCAGAAGGGAUACUCAUCACUGUUAUCAUUCAGUGUGACCGACAUUAACAGCACGGUGACUAAACUCAUGGCUUUAGGUGCAGAGAUGGAUGGGCCUAUCAAAUAUGAGGUCCAUGGAAAGGUUGCUGCAAUGCGGUGUAUUGAUGGUCACAUGUUGGGUCUUUAUGAGCCUGUUUGA